Halichondria panicea is the source of this 4454-nucleotide messenger RNA. RefSeq lists its product as uncharacterized. The record is from RefSeq and is a predicted model, not a curated record. Bases 216 to 4319 code for a protein of 1367 amino acids. Gene Ontology annotation, molecular function: protein binding. The transcript is spliced from 27 exons. Gene Ontology annotation, cellular component: cytoplasmic vesicle. Lineage: Eukaryota; Metazoa; Porifera; Demospongiae; Suberitida; Halichondriidae.
CUACAGCUAUAGCUGAGCAUGUACAAGCCAGUUACAAGUAUAAACAAGAGCAUCUGAAGAGAUAUUCAAGAGUUGGAAGGUUGCUGCAAUCUUCAAGACGUUGCUACGAUACACAGAUAGAUUGAAGAAGCGUUAGGCAUUAAAAUCAAGAGCUCUAAUUGUAUACUGAAUUGGAAAAGCUCCUGAGAGUGUAUACAACUUGAUUUAUUAUAAUCAUGGCUCAAUCAAUGGAUGACAUCCAACCUGACCUGAACAAAGCACCUCCACAUGUUGAAGGUGAACUGCUCAAGGAAAAUGUGAAGACUACGUUUGGCCGCCGAGGAUGGAGAAAAUAUUUCUUCGUUGUACGUGGGGACAAGCUUCAGUACUUCCGUAAGAAAGAUGAGUACGAAACUAACAAGGAACCAAUCACCUAUGUCAAAAUGUCACAGGUGGUGGAGAUAACAGAGGCUGUGUAUAGCGGAGUGCCCAAAAAGCAUCACCUCAAUUGUGGGUUCAGUGUUGUCUCGUACCAUCCCCACACUCAAGAGGAGCAGACCUUCCACCUGCUGGCAGAGACGCCCGAGGAUAUGAGAUACUGGGUGCAUGGCCUGAGGUAUAUCAAGGCGUAUUGGUCCAAGAUGAUGGUGCGUGAUACUGUUCUCAGCGAGGAGCAAGAGCGGAAACUUUUGGACAGGAUUCUCAAUGAAGAGGACUAUGAACGGGGAGAUGAGGUGUACGGUGACUACACCAUCGGGGAGGGCGGGCAGUCAGACGAAACAACAAGUCGACAAGUUGCCGUUCAUUUCGCUAAUGGGUCAAAGGUCAAAGUGACGCUGUCAACGACUGAGACAACCUCUGACCUCUUGGAGAUGAGUGAGAUAAAGGAGCAGCUGUCCUCCUCGUCUGCUUAUAUAGUGCGAGUGGAUGAAGUUGGAAAAGAUGUUAUCCUGGAGACGCAGGAUCACCCCGCCCUGUACCACUCGAAGAGCUCCACCCUCUACGCAGUGGAACACUCACACAGGCUUUUGGUGGUCUACAUUGACAACCAGAAGGACUUUGAGUGCAUCUACGUGAGCCCCCACGCCACGGACACGGAGAUCAUUCAGCACAGAGAGAUUUCCGUGAAACUAGACAUGACAGGCGUAGGAAAUCGAGGUCUGUUCCUGAAGCUGAGAGAUAGUGAGCAGCCGUUUGGUCUAGGAGAGUCGCCCUGUGACGUGCUGUUUGAGAUGAAUAUCAAUGGAGAACUUAGGAGGCUGCCCGUGGGCCACCUGGUAGUGAAGAACAAAGCGUUGGGAGGGGGGCGCUCCACCUCUAGAAUCACAAGACGCUGGAUUAACCGCUCCACUACACACAGGCCCGUUAGGUCUGUCUCAGACGAGGGAAAGAAGUUAGAGGAGAUAUCGGAGGAGGAGGAUGCUCAGGCAAUGGCAUUGGACAAUUUCUUCAAUCGAAUGGGUGGGGCUAGGGUGGAGCUUGAUAGUACCACUGAGUUGGAAAUUGAUGGAAUGGUCUAUGUGUUACCACCUGACUUCAACAAAGAUUCGAAGCGUCUAAGUUCGGGGUCUGUGAACUCUGACCGCAGUGAUGAAAGCAAGCAUGACGAGGACCACGGUUUGGAAGAUUUGACCUCUCCCUCGUCAUCACGCCCACACUCCGGGAGUAUGGGGGGACUGCGGAGGUCACGUCUUCGUCCUGGUGAUAAGUUUUCAAACUCCUCCCCCUCUGGGUCACCCGCCACCUCCCCUCCUCGUAGCCGCUCCAAGUCACCAGGACGCAGAUUGCCUGACCUCCCUGCGAAGGACUCGUCAGUGCCAAAAAUGUCACCAUCUCAACAGAAAAAGUCACAGACACUUGAUAAAGACUUCAAAGGGUCUCCUGGUGCGCUGAAGCGUAGGGGGGCCACACGAGCCGGUUCACUGCGAUCGUCCAACCUUUCGGAGGGCGGUCACGGCUAUCACAACCAACCACGAGGUUCCUGGACAGAGGGGGUGUCUAAAAAGAACGAAGACCCACCCGAGGUGAAAGUGGGCAUGGCUGCUGCUAAAAUGGGCGUGGUCGAACCAGCGGAAAGUGAGGAGAAAGUGGGAACAAGUCCGCUCUCUCUGCACAAGAGAGGGCCGACCAUUAUCCUCAGCAAUGAAAAGGGAGGUGUGGUUGGAGAUGCGAGGACAGAUAGGCCCACGCUCACUACUAGACCACGGAGUCCAUCCAACAGAGGCUCGAUGGUGUUUGACAAUCUUAACCUUGGUGAUUCAAGGAGCUCCUCGUUUGGCCGCUCUCAGUCUCCAGCCGGUGAUAACCUCUUAUCAUCUUUGCCUGCCUCCAUCGAGCAACAGGAGGUUACUAUUCCCAACGUCAGCCUGUCAUUGACGUCAUCAUUUGGAGCAGCUGCAGCCCCCUCUGUUGACGACGAGGCUCGUCUGGAGCAUCUGUUCUCGCGUUCCUUCCAACAGGAACAAGAAGAGAAGUCGUCUCACAUCACUAAACAGGUCGACACACUGAGUGCAAAGGUAAAGGCCGUCACUGAAGGCAGCAAAGAACAGAAAAAUGUGCCAAGGGAAUCCCCUAAUGUCUCCCCUAGUCAUCAGUUCACUCCAAUGUUGAUAGACUUUGCGGCCUUGCAAGCUCCACCCACUUCCCCCAGCGAGACUGCCCCCAGCAAACCAACAGCUUCCACCAUCAACGUCACGUCUCCAAGUUUCUUGAAAGUUAUUCUACUUCAAUCAUCCACCGUUGCGGACGCCACUGAGGAAACUAAGCCAAUGGAUUUCAUCAACCUCUCGGGGGUGUGUCUCCGAAACGAAAGAGGGGCAUGGCAGAUCCAAGACGGCUACAACUAUCACGAUCCUUUACCGUUUGAUUGCACUGAUCACACCGAGACUUUCCCACUGCCUGGGGGCAUACGAGUGGUGUAUAAUCACACCCACAAGCGAUGGCACGUCUACCCACCCCCUCCGAUAAGCUCCGCCCCUAGUGUGGACGAGGACAGGUCCAUGGCUGACAGUACUGAGCAUGCCCAGCCCAAAGAGGAGGUGGACAGUAGGGAGUCCAGUACCGAAGUAUCCCUCUACCUGACAAAGAAAUUGAUUGUCACAGAAAUCGGCACAGCCUUCCAUCACGUUAUGGAACAGUUUGAAGUUUCUAGGGACCAAGCAGGGAAGAAGAAGAUCGGCUCUGACAUGGUGAACGUAGCCAUGGGUCACCUGAUACGAGGAGAGUUUUGUACUGCCAUUGCUAAGCUGCUAUUGGACGGCAUGAAGCCUUAUCGCCUUGAGGGCCUGAUUCAGGACGAUGUGUGGAAGGUCACCGUGGCAUUCAGCAAUGAGGCUCAAUCAAAUCCGUCUUUGGUCUAUCCGUCAUUCGACAAGCUCGUCUUUCAGCCGAUCAACUCCCUCAAGACCCUGAUGAAGGAUUACAACAUAAAGUACAGAACCUUUGUGUGUCUUGCCAUGUCACGGGGGAUGCUCACCGGAUUCCUUGAGGCACUGCCGAAGCAAAACAAUACACUGAAGAAGUUCUAUUAUCCGAAUGCGUUUCUUCGUCUGGCCGCCGACUACCAACCUUAUCAAGCUCUCUAUCAGCAAAUCCUCGUUACUCUUGAGCCAAUGGUCCAUUUGCCCUUUGACCUCAGUAUCGACUUUGAGAGCAGACAGGCGCUGGAGAGAGCUAAGAGUGUUGAGGUGGGGGUGGGCGAUGGCGUCAGUGAGACCAGCUCUGUCAGUGACCAUUCCAACUCCUCGACUCCGGUACGUCCUAUUGUGGUCGUCAAGACGCAUGCCGCUACUGGUCAAAGAACGACAGCUGGAAAUGUGAAGAGUGUAGUCUGGGACACCAGCCCCCUCCACGGCUCCGCUAGAGAUCAGGCAACAAUAGAGGAAACAGAUGACGGACAUCUCACGACUGUUACGGCGCUAAAACAACUCCAAGAGAAGCACAAUCAACGGAGUCCCACUAGAACACCGUUCACUGAGCUACACCCACCAACACAAGCCCCGCCCAGCUCUCGCCAGCGUACUACCAUCAUCAAGAAGAAUCAGCAGGGGCCUUGGUGGAAGAAGAUAUCUGACGGUUUCCUUGAGUUAAAUAAGGGUGGAGCCAUUACAGGCCCUCCAAAGCAACUGAAGCAACAGUCACCCAAACCACCACCACCACCCGAGUCAAAUGAGAGGAAAGUGAAGGCACUCUACAAUAACAUUGGAGAUGAUGCGGAUGAGCUUACAUUUAACAAGGACGAUAUUCUGGUUGUCAAGGAACAAAUUAACGAAGAGUGGCUCAUAUGUACGACUGGCAACAGAAGUGGUAUUGUACCAUUCAGCUAUGUGCAAGCCGUCUGAUAUACCUAACUGUUAAAAUAUACAUGCACUGUAGUGAACAAUGUUAUGCGCUGCUUUUUUGUAAUAAAUUUUGUUACUUUUUUUGAUUCGUAUUGUAUUGUUCUGUACAUUUAUAAUAAUCUUUGUGGAGUGUGA